AUGGCGUCACGGGAUCGUACCGCCGAGUUUCUACAGUACCGUAGCGUUCGGCCGAGGCACCCCGACGCGCAGCGACUACUUGAGGAGGAGGAGCAGCUGCAUAGUGUAUAUGUCACCCCGCUUUGGGUGGAGAAGAUGGAUGACAUCCGCGCCAUAGAGAAAAGGAUUCAGGAACAAAUGGAGAUCCUCGAGGGCCUGCGGCGAAAUCACCUCAAGAUUGAGUUCAGCUCAACCCGGGAUGAGGGCCAAGAGGAGGUGCGGAUUGAACGGGCACAGGACGUCAUUGAUAGUCUGUUUAAACAGUGUGAGAAGGUCGUGAAGGACCUGGAGACCGCCUACAUGCGUGAUCUCCCCGAUAGCGGCACGGACUUGGAGUUGAGUAUUCUUCGGAACGUAAAAAUGUGUCUUAUCAAUGAGCUUAACAAUAUCAGCAAGGUGUAUCGUGAGAGACAAAGGCGUUACAUGAUGGACGUGAAAAAGCAGCAGGCGGUGGCCCAACGUUGGGCGGGUGGUGAGCAUCAACGUGUCAUUGAACAACAGCUGGAAACGGACGCCGUGAUGGAUCAAUAUCUCCAGAAGGGCAUGACACAAGAACAGGUGGAGACCAUUCUGCUGAAUCACCACAUGGUAGAUGAGCGGGUAAAAGAAUUUGAUAGAAUAUAUGCGUCAAUCAAGUCCUUGCAUGAAAUGUUUAAGGACAUGAAUACACUUGUCAUUGAACAGGGCGCUGUGAUUGACCGCAUAGAUUACAACAUGACAAUCACACACGCACGUGUACAGAAGGCAAAGGCGGAGUUGCAACGAGCGGCCGAAUAUCAGCAAGCGGGGGGAUUCAAAAUUUGCGUCUUGUUUUUAGUUGUUCUCAUCAUUGGACUGUUGAUUGCUCUCUUUUUGAAGGCGGUGACGUGA
Messenger RNA from Trypanosoma cruzi, 909 nucleotides. RefSeq names its product syntaxin, putative. Gene Ontology annotation, molecular function: SNARE binding; SNAP receptor activity. Gene Ontology annotation, biological process: vesicle-mediated transport; intracellular protein transport; vesicle fusion. The transcript has a single exon. Gene Ontology annotation, cellular component: SNARE complex; endomembrane system; membrane. The record is from RefSeq and is a predicted model, not a curated record. NCBI's taxonomy places the organism in Eukaryota, Euglenozoa, Kinetoplastea, Trypanosomatida, Trypanosomatidae. The coding region runs from base 1 to 909 and encodes 302 amino acids.